AUGAAGAUUCUCAACCCUAGAGACAAGUUUCUCUCCAACUACGAGGUCUUGAGUCACCUCCAAGACAUUAAAAAGAAAAAUAACUGGACUUUUGGCCCAGAGGAGAACGACAAAAAAUUCCAGAAAAAGAGAUUUACUGCCUGUGGUCUUGACUUGGAAGUCAUCACUAGAGACUUGUCCUCCUACUUGCAGAGCAGCCCCUGUGGUGUGAUCGAGUCCGACGAACAGUUCAGCCAGCUCAUGCUUUUUUUGAAUACUUUUGAAUUGGAAAAAAUCGAAAAAUUACAAAUUGUAAAUUCUCUUCCUCGCUCGAUGGUUUGUCUCUAUGCUGUCGUGGAAGAGUGUGACCAACGGUUUGACGAGGACACCUGCGAAACCAUAAUAGCCAAGAUCAACGAAUUGUUCCCUGUAGAAGGAGAGGACGAAGAGGAGGGGGAAGAAGAAGAAGAGGCUGCCAUGGAGCAACUGGAAGAACCAGUAGAUGAAGAAGACAACUUUGAAGACGCUCAAGAUGUCCAAAUGGAAGAGUAG
This is a messenger RNA of [Candida] anglica, 531 nucleotides long. The record is from the annotation of a GenBank genome assembly. Lineage: Eukaryota; Fungi; Ascomycota; Pichiomycetes; Serinales; Debaryomycetaceae.